AUGAUGGAAAAUAAGAAAUUCCUCUUCUCCUUGUUUGCUUUUAUCGCUACUCUGACUUCUACGCGAGGUUUUGCCUUCCAAGCCCCUUCCCUUCGAAAUUUGGAUUUUGCCUCCUCUCUCUGCAGCACGGCUUCUGAUUCGGAUGUUGCUGUGACUGAAAAGGGAUUGCUGAAGCGUGAUCGAUACGUCGCUACCAACCGAUUUGCUGUCCGUCAAGGCAAAGCCGCCAAGUUUGAAAAGCGAUGGGCCACCCGAAAAUCCAAAUUGGCUUCCUUGCAAGGAUUCAAAUACUUUCAUCUCAUGAGACGAGUGACCAUUAACGAAGAGGAUGGCACAGCAGUGUACGACGAAGGAACGGACGAUGGUAUGCAACAAGGAAACUAUGUCAGUUUUACUAUCUGGGAAAAGAAAUCGGAUUUUGGAGCCUGGCGUUCGGGAGAAGCCUUCAAGGAAGCUCAUGGCGGAACCUCCAUUGGUGCAUUUGUCUCAACAAUGGUCAGUUCGGCCAUGGUGCUGAAGGGGGCUCCUCGUCCCGCCUUUUAUGAUGGCUUGCUUCAACAGUCAUCAAAACCAGAAGCUCUUCCUACCAUUGUAGAUGGAUGGAGAUCGGUGGAGGCCGACGGUGUCAGCACUCUUCCUGCUGAAUGUUUUGUUGCCUGCAAUCAAUUCUUUGUACCACCUGAGAAUGCUAGUGCCUUUGAGCAACGUUGGGCCAAUCGAGAGUCCAGACUGAAGGACUGCGAAGGAUUCGUUUCUUUCUCUAUGCUUCGAAGGGAUGGACAAGCCAAGGGACAUGGUACUUCUCCAAUGGAUGAAAGCGAACCAACCUACCUUUCGACUACCAUUUGGAAGGACCAAGCCAGUUUCCAAAAAUGGCGCCAAGGAAGUGCCUUCCAAAAAGCUCACGGUGGUGGACCACCAAAAGAUAAGAAGGAUGAAUCUGAAAAGCCCGCUGCACCACCUGCACCCUUGUGGGCCAAGCCUCCACAGCCUGUCUUUUAUGAGGGGACGCUGGUCAUUUCCAGUGAAGAAGGAGCCUAA
Molecule: messenger RNA, 1041 nt
Organism: Cylindrotheca closterium
Lineage: Eukaryota; Bacillariophyta; Bacillariophyceae; Bacillariales; Bacillariaceae
Source: the annotation of a GenBank genome assembly